AUUCUGUCGGAAGCACGCUGCGGGAUACCACAGCCAUUUUGCUGAGAAGUUUUGUCUUUUGCCGUGUCUUAUUUUCCUAACUCUAGGUCUUUAGGAAACUUUUGGGACCCAAGAUGUCGAUGGAGACGGUACCCAAGGAGAUGAGGAACCUGCGGGCUUGCCUGCUGUGUUCUUUGAUCAAGACCAUAGACCAGUUUGUAUUUGAUGGCUGUGACAACUGUGAACCGUACCUGCAGCUGAAAGGAAACAAGGACCUUGUCUAUGACUGCACAAGUUCCAAUUUUGAUGGAGUUGUUUCCAUGAUGUCACCAGAUGAUAGCUGGGUGGCUAAAUGGCAGAGGAUAAAUCGAUUCAAACCUGGUUGUUACGCCAUAUCAACAACAGGACGUCUCCCGCCAAGCAUCGUACGAGAACUGAAGACACACGGCAUCACUUACCGGUCCAGAGACACCAGCCAGAAGACAUAAGACUGGCAAUGACACAUGCCCAGGAUAUCAGAUUUAAGACCCAAGUUAUGUCAAGGAAGAAAGAUCAUCACCCACUUUUCAG
Branchiostoma belcheri (Belcher's lancelet) is the source of this 549-nucleotide messenger RNA. Its product is annotated as transcription elongation factor SPT4-like. Gene Ontology annotation, cellular component: DSIF complex; nucleus. The transcript has 4 exons. The coding region runs from base 114 to 467 and encodes 117 amino acids. Gene Ontology annotation, biological process: chromatin organization; mRNA processing; positive regulation of DNA-templated transcription, elongation. Gene Ontology annotation, molecular function: RNA polymerase II complex binding; zinc ion binding. The record is from RefSeq and is a predicted model, not a curated record. NCBI's taxonomy places the organism in Eukaryota, Metazoa, Chordata, Leptocardii, Amphioxiformes, Branchiostomatidae.